Molecule: messenger RNA, 1620 nt
Organism: Rotaria socialis
Lineage: Eukaryota; Metazoa; Rotifera; Eurotatoria; Philodinida; Philodinidae
Source: the annotation of a GenBank genome assembly
AUGCGAACUGCAACGCGAUCGAAUUUCGCAGUACUCUUGGUGUUCCUUACAAUUUGUAUGACUUUUAUCAGUUUUCAUUUAUAUCAAAGUAGUAAAAGUCGACAACAGACAACUCAAAUUAUUUCAACUGCUACUGCUGCUGAACAAAAAACAUUUCGAUUACUUCCCACAACCUUAAAAAAUGAAAAAUAUACUGAUAAAGUAAUAACAGUUCCAAUAACUACAAUUGAAGACAAGUCAACAAACAGUGAAAAUAUAUUUGUGAAAUAUGCAAGCGAUGAACAUCUUCGUUCACUUCUUCAUCAACAAUCAAACUCUCACGGUCAAGUUAUUGCAACGAUAAUCGGUGGUGAUAGUUAUUCAUUAUUUGCUUGGGAUUGGUAUGAAAGAAUGUUAGAAAUAUCCAAUGAAACCAAUAAUUGCCAUUGUUUUGUUAUUGCUAUGGAUGAAAUUGCUGUUAUUUUAUCUCUCAAACGAAAUAUACCGGUGUAUUAUUCAACAUUUUCAUUUGAUCGACAAAUGCAAUGGAUCAACACGAUUGAAGCACGACAACAUUCACUUUAUCGCGUUGGACAUGCAAAAUUUGAUACAUCAGCUAGAAUUGUUCGGUUAGGUUAUUCUAUCAUGCUUAGUGAAAUGGAUGUUUUCUGGAGAAAGAAUCCACUCGAUUAUUUAAAAGAACCAUUCGAUGCUUAUGAUUUACAAAUAAGUCAUCACUAUGGUGCUCAUCCACGUGUGAAUAUAGGUUUAUUUUUUGUUCGACCAACGAAUGCAUCUAUAUUAUUCUUUUCCCAUGUUGCUGAGUUUUGGGUACGCUAUGGUAAAGGUGGUUAUCUUUCUGAUCAGCGAGUAUUGGAUGCUUUACUUAAUAAUUACGAUCGACUAGAUAAAACUUAUUUAAAAGCAAUGAAACCCAUGCCACCAUCGUCAUUUAAUUGGACAACACAUGAUUUUGGAAAUCAUUUUUCACAUAUGAUGACAGAUGGAAGUGCCUUCAUAUUGUUCAAUCAAGCAGCCAAAGCUGGAAGAAGAUCCAAAAAAUUUCAUGGUGGCAUAAAAGCAAAAUUUUUUACAAUUACAGUAGAAAAUGUAAAUAUGUCGAUCAAUUAUCGCAAUCUUCUUAUUCGUUCUCUUCUUAUUCUUCAACACACGGAAUUAAAAAAUCGAACAUUCAUUUUCCCUGCUUUUUCGUCGAAUUUAACCACUAUUCCAAUAACAUAUCAACUUGACAUUAAAAAGUUUUUACUUUAUUGGACUGAAGAACAAAUUCGAUUACCUGAUUUUCUUCUACUUGAAACAUCUCGUGCGAUACCAAUUACGACGCUUCCAUAUUUAUCUAAGAAAACAUAUGAAGAUGUUGACGGAAUAUUAAAUCUAACAUUAGAUUCAAUUCCUCUGGACUUAGUAGCUCCCUCAGCGCAAUUUGAAGUUCAUGUUCGAGAUUCUCUUCUAUGGUGUUCACCGCCUAUUCAAGGUGGUGCAUGGUGUAUUCAUCAUCCUAGAGAUUUCGGUGCAACAAUGGAAAUAUUAUUUGCUUGUCGAGGUGAUCCAUAUCCACCUUGUGCAAAUAAAACAGAAAAAAAUGAGCAAUUUCGGGAAAGACCUUACGAAAAGAAUUAG